UAAGGGACAGAUAAAGUGGUUUCUUUCUCUUCAUCCCAUAUCUCUAUAUUAAAGCUCCAAACCUCCAUUUCUUCUAUUCUUUUGCUCUCAAGAAAAUUUGGCCUAAAGAAUCCUUCCAAAGUUCCAAACAAAAACUGAAACUUACAAAGAUCUUGCAAAGAAGAGAAAGAUGAUUCAAGAGCUGUUAGGAGGAAGUGCAACACUCGUAAGAGAGAGGAAAAUCUCCAUUAAUGGAAUUUUAGAAGGUCAUCAUUCACCUUCUCCUUCUUCUUCUUCUUCUGCAAACAAAACAGCCACUGCUGCAGCUACAACAGCAACUACUACUACUACUACUACUACUACUACUGCUACUGCUACAUCAUCAUCAACCUCACAAUCUUCAGAUCACCAAAAUUUGAGGUGCCCAAGAUGUGAUUCUUCCAACACUAAAUUCUGUUACUACAACAAUUACAAUCUCACCCAGCCUCGCCACUUCUGCAAGACCUGCCGGCGGUACUGGACUAAAGGCGGUGCACUCCGUAACGUACCCAUCGGUGGCGGCUGCCGAAAGAACAAGAACACUUGCGUGUCAACCUCUGCCGGAAAAUCUAGCACCGCUAAAGUGAAGACAGUAUCAGAUGUAGUAAAAGCGAACAUCGGAUGUAGUUUUGAUCAUGAUCCUCACUCAAACCCUAUUCUAUGGGCUUCUCCACAGAAUUCUCAACUGUUGGCCUUACUGAAAUCCUCCCAGAACCCUAAUCCGAUGGGAUCACCCAUGACGUCGGAUCAACAGUCAGAAGCGGCGACAGGUGCAUUAAAUGUGAGAACCCUAAGCUUAGAUCCUUUGAGUCAGAUUCCUAUGGGUCUCUGCAGCUCUUUCUGGAGAAACAAUCAGCAUCAUCAACCACAGCAACAUCAUCAUCAUCAGCAUCAGCAGGGAUUGUUACUUGGUGAGGUUCAAAACUCUGGGGUUCAGGAGCUUUACCAGAGGCUAAGAUCAUCUACAAAUUACUACACAGAUCAUCCCCAGAUGGGCUUCACCAAUGUGGGUUCCACAUCAUCUUCUUCAACAAUCUUGGAACCAGCAGCUCCUGUUGUUGCUGGUGGGGAAUUGGGUUACUGGAGCACUCCUGCAUUCUCAUGGUCUGAUCUACCCACCACCAAUGGUGCAUUCCCUUAAGAAUCUAAUUAUAUCUCAACUCUUCCUUGACAAACUAAUCUUUGUUGUUGUUGUUAUUGCCUGUUUGGGGUUAUGGUAUAUCCAGAUAUGGUUUUAGAUUUAGGUUCAGAUCUCUUUUAUGUUCUUGCUUCUAGCUAGAUGUGUUUGUGUGUAUGUGUGCUUAGCUUGUUAGUAUGUACCAAGUAAACCCAAAAACCAAAAAAAAAAAAAAAAAAAAAAAUGUUGAGUCACA
Molecule: messenger RNA, 1391 nt
Organism: Macadamia integrifolia
Lineage: Eukaryota; Viridiplantae; Streptophyta; Magnoliopsida; Proteales; Proteaceae
Product: dof zinc finger protein DOF3.4-like
Exons: 2
Coding region: 170-1159 (329 amino acids)
Biological process (GO): regulation of DNA-templated transcription
Molecular function (GO): DNA binding; DNA-binding transcription factor activity
Source: RefSeq, a predicted model, not a curated record